GUAAAUUACAAAUAAUAAAUAACAAGUGUGAAUAAAAUCGAGGAAAAAUGUGUUUAUUAAAUAACAAAUCUAAAAUUAAUUAAUUAAUUAGUGAGAGAAUUAAUGACGAAUGAAUGAGCAAACGGAAAUAACGGACAACGUGACACAUUAAAUGCACUCGGACUACCAUACGUGCGUGUGAAUUUCAGUGUGUUCAUUUCAGAAGUCAUUGCGAAAUCAUUGUCAUGCACCGUAUUGAGUAUAAUGGUUUUAGUAGGAACAAAGAAACGGUUUGAUCAAUUACGUCUUACACGAUUUGACCAAUUAGAAAUCGACAACAGCUCAAUCACGUGAACAAGGUGUCUUUAACCGAACGUCGAUUUUGGUUAGUUAUCAAUCUUUGCCCGUGACAAGUUUUCAAGGUUGUCAGUUUUUUUGUUAGUUAAACCCCGGAAAAAAUGAAAGGUGUUUUUGCGUUGUUGUUGGCGAAUAUUUUUAUCGCUACAGCCAUAGCCGAUAGUGACACUUACGUCUACGGUUCGAAUACUCCAGUUUACUAUCCAGAGAAAAAUGAAGUUGGAAUUAAGAUCACCAUGGUAAAAAAUCAAUUCGAAAACAAGAAAGCCCAUAACUCAGGAAAUGCAAAUGCGCUAUUCGUCAAGGUGCUGAUUGUCACAGAGUAUGAUUCUUACCAACAAAACAACGAGGAUGGAUUGAAGCAACAAGCAAAAAACGUAAUCGAUGGAAUGAAUUCCGUUUUCUCAACGCUUGAUGCCAAUCGACCUUUUGGAUUUCUACUAGGCGGUCUCGUUAUAUUGAAGACUUCGGGCUUAUACGAACCAUCCUCACGUGCAAGUGUAUAUGACAUAGAACCUUUAAAGAACAAUCGUCUGACUGAUAAAUAUCGGGCCGAAUCAAUAGUCAAAGGUCGCCGAGAAGUACACUUUCGAGAAGCAACCCCAGAGUUUGAGAAGUUCACCGCUUGGUUCGAAGACAACAAGGACCAAUUAGAAGCUUUCGAUUCCCAUGUAAUCUUAUACAUAUCUCCAUAUUAUUUGAGUGACAACAAUCCGGACAAAACAAAGGCCAAGUUAGUGAUGGGUCUAGCACAACCUUCAAAAAUAAUUUGCUCGUCCAAACCAAUUGUGCUUGUCAGUGAUUUGGUGGGAGAUUUUAACGCUAUCUAUGCAAUGGCUGUUUCUUAUGCAUUGGGAGUCUCGCAUAGUGAGGACAAACCGGACUACCCCUAUUUCACAGGCAGUAUCGUCGUUCAUGACUCUAAAAAAGACGACUGGAAAAAGAAAGUUGUCGAAGUUAUCCAAGCAAACUAUGGACGCAAUAAAUAUGAAUGUUUGAAAUCACAAUCGAAUAAUGAUGAUUAUGACGAUGAAUGAUCACUCAUGAGGUUUUGAUUUAUUUGUAUUUUAAAUAAUUGAGCCGUUCAAUUCUGUUCGAUUCAGUUUAUCAUAUAAUUAUAAAAAAACAUGUUAUUUUACAUCAGUACAUUAAAAAUGAUUCGACUAA
This is a messenger RNA of Cotesia glomerata, 1503 nucleotides long. RefSeq lists its product as uncharacterized. The transcript has 8 exons. The record is from RefSeq and is a predicted model, not a curated record. NCBI's taxonomy places the organism in Eukaryota, Metazoa, Arthropoda, Insecta, Hymenoptera, Braconidae. Gene Ontology annotation, molecular function: metallopeptidase activity. The coding region runs from base 438 to 1373 and encodes 311 amino acids.